Mercurialis annua (annual mercury) is the source of this 1926-nucleotide messenger RNA. Its product is annotated as beta-amylase 3, chloroplastic. NCBI's taxonomy places the organism in Eukaryota, Viridiplantae, Streptophyta, Magnoliopsida, Malpighiales, Euphorbiaceae. The record is from RefSeq and is a predicted model, not a curated record. Gene Ontology annotation, biological process: polysaccharide catabolic process. Gene Ontology annotation, molecular function: beta-amylase activity. The transcript has 4 exons. Bases 106 to 1749 code for a protein of 547 amino acids.
CUUCAAACCUUGAACCAGAAUUUUCUUUAUAAAAGAACAUUUGCAACCUUCAUUCCUUCCUAUAUCUCCUCUCCCUCUACAGUUCUCAAAACACCAAACAGAAAUAUGACUUUAACAUUACAUUCCUCAACUUCUUUUCUCAAUCUUAAGGACACCAAAAGUCUCAAAACUUUAGAUGACUUCUCUAGCACAAUUAGCUUUGCACAAAUCAGGCCAUCAUGUCGUCUUCGAGCAAGGAAUUCAAUGGAAGAAGCACAGCUCUCACAUGAUGACAUCUUCAUCAUGGAAAGCAUGAAGAGUAACAAGCACGAACAGCUACAUGCAAUAUCCAAUUCGCAAAGUAGCAACGACUCUAACGUACCAGUUUUUGUGAUGUUGCCACUUGACACAAUCACGCUUGGGGGAAAUCUAAACAGGCCACGAGCAAUGAAUGCUAGUUUGAUGGCCUUGAAGAACGCAGGAGCGGAAGGAGUGAUGGUUGAUGCUUGGUGGGGAUUAGUGGAAAAAGACGGACCUCUAAAGUACAACUGGGAAGGGUAUGCUGAACUUGUGCAUAUGGUGCAUAAGCAUGGUCUGAAGCUUCAAGCUGUUAUGUCCUUCCAUCAAUGUGGAGGAAAUGUCGGAGAUUCAUGCAGCAUCCCCCUUCCUCCAUGGGUGCUGGAAGAAAUCAGUAAAAAUCCUGAACUAGUCUACACGGACAGAUCAGGUAGAAGGAAUCCUGAGUACAUUUCCUUGGGUUGCGACUCAUUACCAGUUCUAAGAGGGAGAACACCCAUACAAGUUUACACUGAUUACAUGAGGAGUUUCCGCGACAGAUUUCAAGAUUACCUAGGAGACGUUAUUGUGGAAGUUCAAGUGGGCAUGGGUCCUUGUGGAGAGCUGAGAUACCCAGCCUAUCCAGAAGGCAAUGGAACAUGGAAAUUUCCUGGAAUUGGAGAAUUUCAAUGUUAUGACAAGUACAUGAAAGCUUCACUGGAAGCAUCGGCUGAAGCAAUUGGAAAUAAAGACUGGGGGCGAGGAGGACCUCAUGAUGCUGGCCACUAUAAGCAAUUUCCUGAAGAAACUGGAUUUUUUAAAAGAGAAGGAACAUGGAAAACAGAAUAUGGAAAUUUCUUCUUAGAAUGGUACUCGGGCAAGCUACUAGAACAUGGUGAUAGAAUCCUUGCAGCUGCAAAAGUAUUAUUUCAAGGAACUGGAGCAAAGCUAUCAGGAAAAGUAGCUGGAAUUCACUGGCAUUACGGAACAAGAUCCCAUGCAGCUGAACUGACAGCGGGAUACUAUAAUACUAGACACCACGACGGCUACCUACCAAUAGCAAAAAAGUUCAACAAGCAUGGUGUUGUAUUCAACUUCACCUGCAUGGAAAUGCGAGACGGAGAGCAACCUGAACAUGCAAAUUGCUCACCAGAAGGAUUAGUGUGGCAAGUCAAGAAGGCUACAAAAUCUGCUGGAGUUGAACUGGCUGGAGAAAAUGCAUUAGAGAGGUACGAUGCGGGUGGAUAUGCACAAGUUUUGGCAACAAGCAGAUCAGACUCUGGCAAUGGACUGUCAGCAUUUACAUAUUUAAGAAUGAAUAAGAAGUUAUUUGAAGGGGAAAAUUGGCGCAACCUCGUGGAGUUCAUAAAAAGCAUGUCAGAACAUGGUCAAAACAAAAGACUACCAGAAUGUGACUCCCAGGGAACAAAUCUUUAUGUUCGUUUUAUCAAAGACAAGAAUGUCACAAGGACUAAAGAAGCUGCUCUUUUAUAAACAUAUGCACAUGUCAAUGUAUAUUUGCACACAGCUCAGUAUAUUGUAGGCCAAGGAGAGAAAACAACUAGAUCAAAAAAGUUACCAUACAUAUACACUAUACCAUAUUUUUGACAUGAUGUGUCAGACAAUGAAUCAAUUGAAAAGUACAAAAAUAAGAUUAAAUGUUCAUGCGUA